Molecule: messenger RNA, 1644 nt
Organism: Cladocopium goreaui
Lineage: Eukaryota; Dinophyceae; Suessiales; Symbiodiniaceae
Source: the annotation of a GenBank genome assembly
AUGGACGAGAAGCCUGCCUAUUCCCUUGAGGUGUUGUCCAAACACACGGAACUUGCCACCAAGCCAAGCAGCUCGUCCUACAGCAAAGUGCGCAGCAAAAAGCAAGGCAAAGAGCAAAGGCCCAAGACCGGGGCCCCCAAAGCAAAAGCAAAAGUGUCCUGUAAGGGGAAGGCAAGCCCCAAAGCGAAGCCUUCUACAGUUGCUGCAAAAAAGAAACCCAAAGUGAUGCCGAAAAAGGUAGCAACUGCCAAACCCAAAGCAACGCCAAAAAAGAAGGCGAAGGAGUUGAAGCAAGAUGGAAACAACAUCUACUCUAGAGCUUACCACAAGGCAAAACGUGAGGGCAGUGGAAAAGAAGAGGCCAAACGUCUUGGACGUGAAGCUUGCAGGUCAAAUCAAUGGGAAAGCGCCUGCGAUGUCUUGUGCAAGCUGGGGCUGUCCUUGCAGCUGGAUAGUGUGGCUUAUUCCACCACCAUCAGUUCUUUUGGGAGGGCUCCAUGGCCGCAGGCGACGUUUCUGCUGGGCGUUUUACUGCAGAGGGGCCUGCAGGCCGAUGUAAUCAGCUUCAAUGCAUCCAUGGGCUCGCAGCCUCAGACUUGGCGGGUGGCCCAGGGGCUGCUGAAAACGAUGAGGAUGAAGAUGAUCCGCAGCACGGUGGUGACAUGGGGCUCCCUGCUACGGCUCAGUCCCUGGUGCCUGGCGCAUUACUCCUUGGCAUCCGCCAUGGGACGUGGAGCGGAGCUGAAUGACUGGUGCCGAGCGGCAGCCGGAGGGCCUUGGCCUUUGGCUCUUGGGCUGUUGCUGGAUGCCGAAGUGCCUAACACCUUGGCAGCAAAUGCUGUGAUGAAGAGGCUGCGCGAGGCAGGGCAAUGGCAGCUGUCCUCCGAGCUCCUAGGGCUGAUGGAGGCAGAUAUCACCAGCUAUGACGAGGUGAUGUUGCGCGGUCCGCGGCAGGCGGUGGAGGUGCUUGAGACGGCGUUUUGGUGCUGCUGUGACAAAUCCACAGAUGGAGGGAUCGACGCCGUCCACACGAUGCCCGCGAUUCAGGACUCUGAAACGAAAGAACGGGGGGAGAUCGUCGAAAAUACCCUUGAGAUGAAUGAAAUUCAUGGAUCCUUCGCAGUGAAGAUCAACCUGCCCGAGAUGUAUUUGUGUCACCUUGGAUUGGAGUUGGACGAUGUGGAUGAUAGAGGCCCAAUGAUUGUGAGUGUGGGCAAUGGCGUGGUGGAAGCCUUCAACACGGAGAAUCCGUCCAGAGCAUUGAAACCCUUCGAUUGCAUCACCGCGGUCAAUGGCACCUCGGGCACGAUGAAGACGGUGGUCGAUGCCUUAAAGACUGGCCUGCAGGCAACAGAGAGGGUCAUGCACUUGACCGUUGCACGGCCAACGCCAUAUAAGAUCAUCUUGGAAAAAUCGAACAUCGAACUGGGCGCGCAAUUGAACUACAAACCCUCCAGCCAAGGGAUCAGCCUGGCGCAAAUUGCACAUGGAGGACGCUUCGAAAGGUGGAAUGCUUUAAAUCCCGAUCUCCAAGUGAAGGCGGGCGAUCGGAUCGUCGAAGUGAGCGGCAGCCGGCUACAAGGUGGCAAACUGCUUGAGGAGCUCAAGAAGGAGGAGAUUUGGGCGCCAGCUCGGCACCGGUAG